Molecule: messenger RNA, 2992 nt
Organism: Xiphophorus hellerii (green swordtail)
Lineage: Eukaryota; Metazoa; Chordata; Actinopteri; Cyprinodontiformes; Poeciliidae
Gene: mfsd2ab
Product: MFSD2 lysolipid transporter A, lysophospholipid b
Exons: 14
Coding region: 1-1548 (515 amino acids)
Biological process (GO): lysophospholipid translocation; carbohydrate transport; lipid transport across blood-brain barrier
Cellular component (GO): plasma membrane
Molecular function (GO): lysophospholipid:sodium symporter activity; fatty acid transmembrane transporter activity
Source: RefSeq, a predicted model, not a curated record
AUGGCCAAAGGAGAAGGAGCUGAACAAUACUCCAAUGCCAGUUUAUUAAACAAGUCGGUCAGCUCGGAUUCUAUCAAGCUCUCAAGAAAGCAUGAGCAGAGGACCAGGUUGUCGGUCUGCAACAAGAUCUGCUAUGCAAUCGGCGGCGCGCCCUACCAGAUCACAGGAUGUGCUCUGGGCUUCUUCCUGCAGCUCUACCUACUCGACGUAGCUCAGUUGGAUCCCUUCUACGCCUCAAUCAUCCUGUUCGUCGGCCGAGCGUGGGACGCCGUGACGGACCCCACGGUGGGCUUUCUGGUCUCCCGGAGCCCGUGGACUCGUGUCGGACGGAUGAUGCCCUGGAUCUUACUGUCCACGCCUUUUGCCGUGAUGUCUUAUUUCCUCAUAUGGUACGUCCCCCCCUUUGAACACGGCAAAGUCAUCUGGUAUAUUUUCUUCUACUGCGUCUUCCAGACCCUGCAGACAUGCUUCCAUGUGCCAUACUCUGCCCUCACCAUGUUCAUCACCUCCGAGCAGAAGGAGAGGGACUCCGCUACGGCGUACAGGAUGACGGUGGAGGUUCUGGGCACCGUCCUCGGCACGGCCAUCCAGGGUCAGAUCGUGGGCAACGCUCACGCCCCCUGCCUGUCCUCCAACUCCUCCAUUCCCCCGAGCCACAACAUCUCCGACCAUUCCCUGCAGCACACGAGGAACGCGUACAUGAUCGCGUCCGCCGUCAUCUGCUCCAUGUACAUCCUGUGCGCCGUCGUCCUGUUCAGCGGCGUGAGGGAACACGAGGCUGUGGGGAUCAAAUCGAAGCCGAUGCCCUUCCUACAGGGCAUCAAGAUGGUGAUGGGGUACGGGCCGUACGCCAAGCUGGUCAUGGGCUUCCUCUUCACCUCGCUGGCUUUCAUGCUCCUGGAGGGAAACUUCGCUCUCUUCUGCAGCGCCACGUUGGGAUUCAGGAAGGACUUCCACAACAUCCUGCUGGUCAUCAUGAUCUCCGCUACGCUGGCCAUCCCGUUCUGGCAGUGGUUCCUGACUCGCUUCGGGAAGAAAACGGCAGCUUACGUCGGAUCCUUGUCUGCCGUUCCCUUCAUGAUCAUGGUGGUGUGCGUACCGAGAAACCUCAUCAUCACCUACUUCGUGUCUUUUGCCUCCGGCGUGGCGGUGGCUGCAGCCUUCCUGCUGCCCUGGUCCAUGCUGCCCGACGUCGUUGACGAUUUCCAGGUCCAGAACCCGGACUCCACGGGACACGAAGCCAUCUUUUAUUCCUUCUACGUUUUCUUCACUAAGUUCGCCUCUGGCAUCUCGCUAGGCGUUUCCACGCUGAGUUUAGACUUUGCUGGAUACAUCACCAGAGGCUGCUCCCAGCCUAAGGAAGUGGACCUGACCUUGAAGCUGUUGGUUUCGGCCGCCCCCAUCGCCCUCAUCUUUAUCGGCCUGGGAAUCCUGUACACGUACCCCAUCACCGAGGAGAGGAGGCAGGGCAACCGCAAGAUCCUACAAGAGCUGAGGGACGAGGCGGACUCGGAGUCGGACUCCACGGAGGUGACGGAAAUGAUCUAGCGCGUCUUCUGGAAGCAACUUCCGGACCAAUCUGUUGGCCGGCUGGCAUUUUGCACUGGGCGGGACCAACGGACCAGGACCCGGACCUUUCUGUGCCCGUAGGAUCGCACAAAUGUCCGCAUCGUCCGACCAACUCUGCUGCUGCUGCUGCUGCUGCUGAAGAUCCAAGUACAAACCGUAUGAGCCGCGCUGGCCUUUCCCAAAACAUCCCGCUCCUCCAUUUUAAUUUUUUUUUUUUUUUUUUAUAUCCGCGAUGUUUUCCUGGUGUGACUUUCGACGCCUCGCCAAAAGCCUUACCUUUUUGUACGACAUGCUACUAUCGAGUACAAAGUGAGAAACUUUUUUUUCCUUUUAAAGGUCGGUGUCUAAAUGAAAUUGCACAAAAAAAAAAAUGUAAAAAAAGAAGGAGGGCGGGAGGGGUAAACUUUGCAUUAAUGGUGCUUUUGUACGUGCGACACUGAACAGUAACGACCUUUAGCACUGCGCUGGAAAUGACGUCACAGUGGACUUUCAAACAUCGGAAGAAACUGCCAUUUUGUAAUUUUGUGUUUUUUUGCCUGAAUUUCACUCAGAUUGCAGAGGCAAAAUUUGAAAAAAAACAAAAAAAAAACACAAACCGACGACGAGUGCCAAUCGCUCACUGAAUAUCUCAUCGUAGUUUACAAAAACGGAUCAAACGUUCGCGUCGCGUGAGCGCGGCGAGUGUGCGCACAAACAAAGAAAAACUGCACAGUUUCUCCAGUCAAAUGUUUUUUUUGUUUUGUUUUGUUUUUUAAUUUAUAACAGCUGCUGAUGACCGUGCCAUUUCUUAACGCUUUAAUUCCUGGAAACCUGGAGCGAAACCUCGACGACAGCUAGCACAUAUGUUUAAAUAUUAAUUUAAAUAUUUAUUAAUGUGAUUUUCACAGUCCUCCUCCUCGCAGCAUUUAAAACCUAUUUAAGGUUCUGUACAGUCGCGCUAACAGAAGCUGCAGAGGUUUUUGUUCAGUUUUUUAUUUUUUGUGUGACCCGUGCAUCUUUCAGUGGAUGCUGCCAUUACUACAAUCUUACAGUAAAUAAAAAGUUUGUAAUCUCCUGUUAAAAGAGCAGUAAAAGAAAAAAGAAAGACAGAAAAUAUGCCGGAUAAGAUUAUGAAACGAUUCACCUUUACAUCGUAAAUUCCUGCCGUUACAACAGGAGUGUGUGGACUUUUUUUUUUUUUCUAUUACUACCGGUACUCUUACCUCUUCUACAACACUGUAUGUAUUAAAAAAAAAGGGAACACACACAGUUUUGAUUGGAAAAAUGAGUGUAAAAGACAGAGCAGUGAGUGUUUUUUUUUGUUUUUUUCCUUGAAUCUUUAAAUAUUGUUUAUUGAAACAACCAGGACACUUUGCGAUCACCUCAGUUCUCCAAAAGUGAAAAAAAAAAAAAAAACUCGAGGACUGACAUGUUUCAUAUCUAC